Molecule: messenger RNA, 741 nt
Organism: Poecilia latipinna (sailfin molly)
Lineage: Eukaryota; Metazoa; Chordata; Actinopteri; Cyprinodontiformes; Poeciliidae
Product: complement C1q-like protein 4
Exons: 5
Coding region: 1-687 (228 amino acids)
Molecular function (GO): protein binding
Source: RefSeq, a predicted model, not a curated record
AUGACAGAGAUGGAGUGGGAAUUGAACCAGCAACCCACCAAUUCCAGGGCAAACUCCUACCACCAUCACUACUGCAAGGAAAUCUGGUGUUUCUUUGCUAAUCGUCUCAUUUCAGUUCAGGCAGCAGAACUGGCUGCUGUUAAAGUCAAGGCUAAAAACCAACUGGAGGAUCUGAAGAGAGAAGGAGAAGCUCAUGCAGCAGAACUGGCUGCUGUUAAAGUCAAGGCCAACAUCAUUGGAAACCAAGUGGAGGCUCUGAAGACAGAAGGAGAAGUCAAACAUCUGGCUUUCUCUGCCUCUUUAUUGGCAUCGGGUCAAGGACACACUGGACCGUUCAACACCGAGAUAACUCUGAUCUUCAAACAUGUUGUUACUAAUAUUGGAAAUGCCUACAACCGAGAAACAGGGCUGUUCACUGCACCAGUAAGAGGAGUGUAUCACUUUGAGUUCCACAUAUUUGGACAUGGUUCUAAUAAUCCUACAUCUGCUGAGUUGGUCAAGAAUGGAGAGAAAGUCUUCAUGUCAUGGACAUCUCAGCCUGCUGGUGGUCAGAAAGCUUCUAAUGGCGUCUCACUGCUGUUAGAAAUUGGAGAUGUUGUAUUUAUGCGCAUGUGGGCCAAUUCACGGAUUUAUGACAAUCAAUCUCAUCAUACUACCUUCAGUGGUCAUCUGCUUUUCACCAUGUAGGCACAUGGGUGGAAAUCCUGGGUAUUGGUGGUGGGAUCCAGACCCCCAAUCUUG